AUGAGUAAUCAUUCCCGUCUCAGCGGCCUCGACACGCCGCCCGAUACGGCCGAUGACCUCGACGAACCUCCUCCCUUCCGACAGACCCAUUGCACAAGCGGGUCUCGUGAGCAAGGUAGACACGGCUUUUCAACUUUCACUCGGCCGCUGCCCCAACGACCUAUACCAAGUCGCCGGCGAUUCAUUAAUCAGCAAGAGGGAAGCCGCUCCGCUGGCAUCAGCGUCUUCAACCAUCUGAGCCCGGUAACUGCAGUAUCCCCAGAAGAAAGUAAUCCCGCCGUCACCGCUCCGACUACACCUUACUCAGCUUCCCGCCCGCCUCUCUUCCCCCACCCUUCAUAUACACGUGUGCCUCCGCACUUGGCGCAGACUCACCAGCAAUCGAACCCAGAGGAACAUUACCGCAGCUUACAGGACCAGAGGAACUUGGCUGUCUUUCACGAGCCCCAACAACACUACCACAUACCCGAGAACCGCCAAGCCCAGCAAGACUUUAGUCAACAACUGCAUCAUCAUCGUCACUUGUUUCCACAUCCUUCGCCGGCGAGCUCUUUACAAUCUAUCUCUCUCGCCUCUUCGUCUUCGGACACGUCGUCUUUGCUUUGCCAUCCACACGAUCCCAGGCUGCUCCAAGCCCAGCUCCAAGCACCCACCGAAAACGGCUUUGUUGGAUUUGCUUACGCAGACCCCGACCUGACCCCAAAUCCUGGCGAUCUAGUCCCGAUUCAGUUUCCAGGUCCAGAGUCCGCAAUUCUUGACCCAGAGCGCCCUAUGGGCUUUCCUUUGUCUGGACUUGCCGGACCCACCUAUUUAUUCCAUCACGACGACAGUGACGACUUUCUGCAACAUCGGCAUACUGGGGUCCUCCAAUACCCCGGCGGCUUUCCGGCACCAUACAUGCAUAACCCUGGGCUGUCCAUCCUCAACGCCGAGUCUUUCGACGAUUAUAUGUCGGGCUUUCGCGCACCAAGAAGCUUGCCUCCUGGAAAAUCCGUUGUGGAGACCAGCGAUGAGCCGAAGCGAUCAUCCAAGAAGCGGUCCAAAGCUCAGUCCACGGAGGGAGCGGAACUCGAUGAUGAGGAGAGAAAACGAUCACGAGGGAGACCUCGUCUGGACACUAACGAUGAAACUGCAAAGGACAGAGCCUACCGCAACCGCAAGGAAACGGCAAUCCAAUCUCUCGAAAAGAAGGUGGACGAAUUGAGACGCACUAAUGAAGAAAUGAGCAAGGAGUUUAUGAAGCUCUACGACUUCGCUGUCAGCAAAGGCAUGCACGAGAGCACGCCCGAGUUUGGACGACAACUUCAAGCCACAACAGAGAAAUUUGUUUCCUUGGCACGGAAGAUGAGUGAGGAGCCGGAGAAGGAAGGCGACGUGCUCCCUAGCCAAGAAAAUGAUGGCGAAGUAGACGAAGUUGGUGGCCCUUCCAGUGGACAAGAGAAGAGCAAUGAAAAGUCGCCUUCUGCCGAGUCGCUCUCUGCUGAUAUCGCCAAGCCGACUGACCAUGUCAUCUACGAUGUUUUGUCAAGCGAGGACCAGCAGCCGCUGCUGCAGUUGACACCACGAACACUUGCGAUGACUGCGGUGCAUACAGCGUCUUGGGCGCCCGAUAGUCAAUCUCACAUGCCACACUCGACACUAUCUCAGGCCCCCUUGGGCUAUGAGAUUGUGACGGAGCCGACACCGGACAAUGCUAGUUUUCCAUUCGGUAUGUCUUAUGAACAUAGCCUGGAACAACCAGGCGCUUUCGAUCUACUCGCCAACCAGCCCUUUUCCGAAUCCCUAUUCAAUGUGCUCUCGUCGCCAACCUCGUAUGCUUAUCAGGAGCGGACCUUUGGGCGGCGCCUCCAACGCUCGACGCUGGAGAAGGCCUACACGCUGCUGCGCAUGCCCAACCCGCCCAGCAGCCUCCUCAGCAGCGCCUUCGGCUUCAGUCUACUUUUCGAGCCCAAAGAGAAGAUCAUUGAGCGGAUAGCUAACUGUCUCAGUGUCAACCAACGCGAAACUUUGUUCAACUGGAAAGUUCCAUUCCUGCACCUAGGUGGUGGAGGAACAUGGUUCGACGAGAUGAAUGGCUUGGAUGAGAUGGCGUACCCGAGCGGUCACAAACAGAGGGACCCGGUAGGAAACCAGGGAACGGCCGAGCCGUAUCGGCAAAAAGUUGACUCUCUAUUCGGGAUGGGACCGUGGGAUCCGCAGACGGAGGAGGUGCGGGACCUUAGAGUGGAGCGGGCCGCCGCGAGACUCCGCAUGAACGUCCCGGGCCUCCAAGGCGAGUUUUACGACGCGGACGAGGUUGAAUGGGUCCUGCGGAAACGCGGAGUCGAUAUCCCGGCUGCCGCGGAUUUUGUCACGGCCGAGAUCGAUCCGGCAGACUUUUCGGACGAAACGGCGGUUGCGGGACGCGCCCUGAGCAGCGGAAUGGAAAACAACAGCGACAACAUGAAUACAGCCGCCGACAUCCUCGGCUCGUUGAACUCUUAUGGAACGAGCCCUGGUGACGCUGCUGCUCGGCAAUGGCUUGGACAGACGUUGAAGCCUACGAGGCCGUCCGAUGUUCAUUUGGGCGAUACUAGGUCUGUUGCGCAGUCUAGCGAGGAAACGUCGAGUCAGAUGGCCCUGGAUCCGAACCUUGUCGGUGAUAUGUUUGGGCUUGAAACCACACCUGCCAACCAGACCUCGAAUAUUCCCGGUUCAAAGAAGAGAGCGGUGACGAUCAAUGUUGGGGUGCUGGUUCAAGGUACGUUUCUUUCAUUUCUUAAAGCAGCGCUUUUGCGUCUGGACGAUUGA
This is a messenger RNA of Colletotrichum orchidophilum, 2790 nucleotides long. Its product is annotated as BZIP family transcription factor. The coding region runs from base 1 to 2790 and encodes 929 amino acids. Gene Ontology annotation, biological process: regulation of DNA-templated transcription. Gene Ontology annotation, molecular function: DNA-binding transcription factor activity. The transcript has 2 exons. The record is from RefSeq and is a predicted model, not a curated record. Lineage: Eukaryota; Fungi; Ascomycota; Sordariomycetes; Glomerellales; Glomerellaceae.